AUGACUAGUUAUCAAGUCCACAGUGAGAACUUCCUGCUGUUUACAAAGCAGCAGACUCCGUCACUCGAUGUCAAAUUCGAGAACACUCAUUCGCAUUAUAAGCCUCGGAUCCAUGGCCUUUCAGAAUCCCACAAAUUCCAAAAGAAGAAGAGAGCCAGUUAUCUGGGCCAUGGCACCUUCCACGUCCGCAACUGUACAUCGGGGGUACCACUUGAUGACUUGAGGAAUGGAGGUCAGAGUCUUGGAAAAGGCUGUAUGGAACUCUCAGCCGCAACCUCCUAA
Molecule: messenger RNA, 282 nt
Organism: Penicillium verrucosum
Lineage: Eukaryota; Fungi; Ascomycota; Eurotiomycetes; Eurotiales; Aspergillaceae
Exons: 3
Coding region: 1-282 (93 amino acids)
Source: RefSeq, a predicted model, not a curated record